CGAAUAAUGCUUCUACGGUUAAAGGCCCUCGGACAAAUCUGCCAAAUUUUGCAUUUUGUGGUUAACUCUUCUGUGUGGCCGGGAGUUUCUCUUGUUAAAUCUAAUUUUAUCGUCUUAAGAAAUGGCAUUAAGGGGCACUCACAACUGUCCUAUAGAAAUUGAAGAUGUUGAAACCAUUAGCCCACCGAAAAAGAAGAAACGGAAAGUAGAAGAAAUUACUAUCAAAGAAGACGACAUCAUAUUUAUUGAAAACACAUCAGAAACACCUAAGGAAAGUAGGAAAAAGUUCAAGAAAGAAUCAAAGCGAAGAAAAACGUCCAAAGAUUACCAAUAUGCCUCUCAAAGAUCGGUGCGAGCGUUACAUGAAAAAUUUGCUAGCCUUGAAAAUCGUCUUGAGUCUUUGGAGACCUGUCUAGCAAGAGUGUCUCAGGUGUUCCUGGCCACAUCGCACGGAUUAGAUCCUUGCAAGGACGAAGAGGAAAGCAGUGGCUACAACGAACCAGCUUUAGAAGUGCAAAAUGAGGAAAAUAUAUGUGAAGAUGCAUCAGAAAAUGUAAAUGCCACUCCUGAACUAGAGUCCCCUUCGGACACUUUGACGAGUCACGAUGGAUUGGCUAGUGGUAAUGGAACUGAGAAUAAUGAACCAGCAGCUGUAGAUGAAAGUAUGCAGCAAAAUAACUGUCAGAAUGGUGCAAAGGUAAAUGAAUGUAGCCAGAUAACUGAAUUUGAGAGUAACAACACAGCAACCACUGUUGAAAAUGUACAACAUCGUAGCCGUCAGAAUAGUACUGAAGUUUCUGCCACUAAUGAAGUUAGCCAUUUAAAUAAUUUUGAGAGUAAUGAUGCAUCAUCUUCGAUUGACAAUAUUGGACAAAGAAACAAUCCAAAUGAUACAGAAGCUUUGGUCAUGAGUGAAGUCAGUCAUGUCAAUGAAUUUGAUAAUCAUGAACACUCUGCUACUAUCGAAAAUAUUCAACAAAUUAGUCAACUCAAUGAUGCAGAUACUUCUGUCAUAAAUCAAUCCAGCCAUUUUGAAACUUCUACUUCUGAACCACUCCAGGAGACAAGAGAACAAGUUCAAAGUACAAAUCACAAUGGAAAGAGUUCAGCAGAGCAUGGUGAUGGCCAACAUAGUCCCUUAAAUUUUGUGAUAAAAAGAGAAGUUGACCUUCAUCGGGAUGAUCAGGGAAGAGUUUUAAUGUUCUUGAGCUGUGCAUUCAAGAAAUUAUAUAAACCUGUGCCUGGUAUAGCAGCUACAUCAGGUGUUUACAUCGGAGAUGAGUUUCAAAAUGAAUAUAAUUUUGUUUCUAAUCGAAAAAUGGUAGAUGUGAAAACAGAGGCUGAAAUAAGAGCUGUGUUGUUCGGCAUUGAGUUAGUUAAAAGCCUUUAUAGAGAAGCAUCUGGUGCAGUGUGCUUGAUGGUAAUUUCUUCAUGUCAACCAUUGGUUAAACUAAUGAAAGAACGAGCAUUUUCCUUGGUAUACCCUAAAUUCUAUUCAUGUUCCUGCGACAUUGUGGAAUGUAACCAUUCAACAACACGAUGGAGUUCUACUCAUCCGACAUGGAGCAAUCAGCGUGAUUUACUUCCUCUGCUACUUAUGACAUUAAAGGGCUUGAAAGUUCACUGGUGCACUGUGGAUAGAAUCAGCGAUGAAGAAAAGAAAAUACUUGAAAGAUACUCUAUUGUUGUACAGGCAAGUUUGAAUGAACAUUUUGCUCAGCAUAAAAACAGACUUACCUAAUGAUAAACCUUGAAUCUUCUUUCUUUUAUAUUUGCCUUUAUUAUUUUAACUAGGGUUAUUAUUUGUAAAUUUACCAAAAGGUCAAGAGGGAGUGUACAUAUUCUUUUAUGUGUAAUUUUACCUAUUAAUUUAGAUUGUGCUCACUGUCUGUGAUAAAUUAAAUGUUCCUCCCUUUCGUUUCUUAUAUUGAAGGAACUGUGUUGUUCUGUGCUUAUGCAAUUGUUUUGCAUAGUAUUAAUUGAUACUCAAUUCCAGACUGAAAAGUGUAAAUGUAAAAAAGUGAAAAAGUAACAAGUGUAAAAAGUGAUAGUGUAAAAUCAGAUUUACACGCAACAAUCAAAUAAUUUUUCAAAAUGUUUGUCAAGGAAGAAGCUAAUCAAAUAAAAUUGUCCACUUGUGAGCAAGCA
This is a messenger RNA of Thrips palmi, 2148 nucleotides long. RefSeq lists its product as uncharacterized. The transcript has 4 exons. The record is from RefSeq and is a predicted model, not a curated record. The coding region runs from base 122 to 1741 and encodes 539 amino acids. NCBI's taxonomy places the organism in Eukaryota, Metazoa, Arthropoda, Insecta, Thysanoptera, Thripidae.